AUGGAAGGGUGUUGGAACGCGGCUGAAGGAUGGCUAGCUAUUGCAAUCACUACUACUGGUUCCCGUAACAAGGUGGAGCUCCUUUCAGGGAAUCUACACGAACGUCGAGACCCGAAAAUCCUUUUACUCGAUGAAGCCACAAGCGCUCUCGACGCCGAAAGUGAACACAUUGUCCAACAGGCUCUCGAAAACGCAUCCAAAGGAAGAACGACAAUUGUUAUUGCUCAUCGACUGUCGACGAUUCGAAAUGCCGAUAAAAUCAUCGCAAUGAAGAAUGGAGAGCGUCUCAAAUCUCAACUGUCCGUAACUGAAGACACUAGCGUAGCAGCUGCCCAAAACGACCCGGUGAAAGCUGAGAAGGACUUGGAGCGACUGAAGAAAGAACUCGAAGAGGAAGGUGCUGUGAAAGCGAAUCUCAUCCGAAUCCUUAGCCAUGCUCGACCGGAAUGGCCUUUCAUCAUGUUUGCCGUGUUCUCUUCGAUCGUCCAGGGCUGCGUGUUCUCAAAGCAACCGGGUGAUCCAACGCUAAAGCAAGAAGGCCAUUUCUGGGCAUUAAUGUUCCUCGUGUUGGGUGGUGUCCAAGCUACCACCAUGAUCAUACAGUGCUUCUUCUUCGGUCUGUCUGCGGAACGUCUCACAAUGCGACUUCGAUCCAAGAUUUUCAAAAAUGUUAUGAGAAUGGAUGCCACCUAUUUCGACAUGCCUCGUCAUUCACCUGGAAAGAUCACCACACGACUGGCUACGGACGCGCCUAACGUUAAGUCGGCUCUCGACUAUCGUUUCGGUUCCGUGUUCAGCUCAGUCGUCUCCGUCUGCAGUGGCGUUGGAAUCGCAAUCUAUUUUGGAUGGCAAAUGGCACUUUUGACAAUCGCCAUCUUCCCGCUAGCCGCUGUUGGACAGGCAAUCCAGAUGAAAUUCAUGUCUGGCCGUGCGACAGCUGAUGCGAAAGAGAUGGAAAACAGUGGAAAAGUGGGUUUAGAUGGAAUUCGCACAGAUUCGAAUCAAUAUUUCAUGGUCUUGACUGAUAGUGGAGCUUUCCAGGUAAGGAGUGACUGGAAUUCUGACUGCUAUCAGUUGACCAUCCAACCCACGCUGCAUCGUAUCGUCGCGUUUGGCUUCAAUUUUUACCUUUUCAAAGGCAGGGGCAACAAAUCGGGACCUUGA
Messenger RNA from Ostertagia ostertagi, 1164 nucleotides. NCBI's taxonomy places the organism in Eukaryota, Metazoa, Nematoda, Chromadorea, Rhabditida, Trichostrongylidae. The record is from the annotation of a GenBank genome assembly.